CCUGCUUGUGUGGGCUUUGGCUUAGUGGGGAAUAGGAGCUGAAAGAGGGUGUGCCACUGUCCGACUGGGAUUGUGUUGCAAAUGGGAGGGUUCGCUGAGUGAUGCCUUACUUCCCCCGCCUCCUCCCUCUCAGGUAGCUUUUCCCAUUUUGGGAUUUGGAAUCGCAAACAGAGGUUCUCGACAGCGGAUCUCACAGCCUUUGCAACAUGUCGGAGUCAGCUGAAGCCGUGGCAGCCGACGUGAGCAGCAGGAGAAGUGCUGUCAUUGAACUCUCAAAUGUGACCAACAACUACUGCCUCCUCAACCCCAAGGUGUACCUGGAGAACGGGGAGACUUACAACCCACCUCAGCCCACAGUGCGUCCUCUCAAGACCGAGGUUUGCACCUUCACCAAGUCAGGCGGCAAAGCGACCGGCUGCGUCGGCGUGAUGACCUACGACCUAUUCGAGCGGUCGAAGAACGACUACAUCGAGACGCUGGCCAUCAUGUUCGCCGUUCCCUGGGACUACAACCUGUACAAGAACUGGUUCGCGGUGGGCAUCUAUAAGAAGGGUCGUAACUGCGACAAGGAUUUGUACAAAGAGAUGUACUACGAGAAAAAGCAGCAUGGGUUCGUCAGGGAGGCAGCCAAUGGGUCAGGGAUCAAUCACGUGGGCGACUAUCUAGAUAUCAAGGCCACCAUGUGUCCCCUUGGUAAUUCCAUCAUGAAGGUGGAGGUGUGGGAUAAGCUUUUCACCCCCAGCCUGGUCCAACAAGCAUAUUAGAGACCCCUCCCCAACCUGUGCUAGCAUGUUCCCAGCAGCAGAAGUCAUCAAUCCCCCUUUUUCCAAUGCAGUCAAUAUGCAUGAUUCAACAGAUGUAUUGUUGCUGACAUGUGUCUGUUUACCUGGGUAUUAACUCUCAGUAAAUCUGCUUAGGAUCAGAGUUUAAUUUGUUUAUAAAUCCAGGAUGCAAUAUCCCCCUUUUAUACCCGAAGCCUCUGUCAGUUUCCAUAGCCUCCCAGUUCAAAACGGCAUCUUUAGAAAUGGAAAUCAAAGGAUGAGUCAGUGGAGGAUGAGGGCAGCUUAAUAAAACACACUGAGAGCUUGUCUGUAUUUACCUUGACACUGUCAUCACAGGAAUAAAGUAAACCUUUUUUUUUUUGCUGAAUCUAUUUGUGUUCGAGUGUCUGUUGAUUGAGUUUAGAGGAAUGUUUCAAAAUAAAUAAAUAUAUAUCAAUAAUGUUGAA
Messenger RNA from Pleuronectes platessa (European plaice), 1228 nucleotides. RefSeq names its product actinoporin-like protein (gene apnl). The record is from RefSeq and is a predicted model, not a curated record. The transcript has 3 exons. Bases 207 to 764 code for a protein of 185 amino acids. NCBI's taxonomy places the organism in Eukaryota, Metazoa, Chordata, Actinopteri, Pleuronectiformes, Pleuronectidae. Gene Ontology annotation, biological process: monoatomic cation transport; cytolysis in another organism; pore complex assembly. Gene Ontology annotation, cellular component: pore complex. Gene Ontology annotation, molecular function: channel activity.